AUGAAUAACUCUGACAAGAAACAUCGUUAUUUCUCCCUAAAUAUGCCAAAAGGAACACGUGCAAUAAUUCGUCGAGGAGCUGCUAGCGUUGAACCAGCUGAAGAACACAGAGACUCUCCUCGUGACGAUGAUGAUGAUGAUGAUAAUGAUCAUGAGAAUGCGUAUGGUUUCCGUGGAACGGAUGAUAAUAUGAACAAUAAUACUGAUGAAUUUCUUGUCAACUACAGACUACCACGUAGUUCAACAGUUAUAACAACAGUAAGCGGUGAACCUUUACUUACGUCACCUGGUACACGAUAUCAUGAUAGGACAAAUGAAGCGACAAUAGCCGGCGGCGGCGGCGGCGUGGGAGGUAAUCAUGGCUAUAAUACACAAAAUGAACAGUCAAACAAGCAAACACGUGCACAUUCACAUAAUCGUUCCAUUUCACCUUACGAUAAACAGAGAUCAAGAGAGGUCAAUGAUGUAGAUAAAAGUCAACCUAGAAGAAGUACAUAUCUGUCCGCGACUAAUAAUAAUAAUAAUAACAACAGGAGUGGGUAUAAUUCUCGCAACAGACAUAGUCGACGUUCAUCAUCACAAACCAAUGAACAUGAUAUGUUGAUUCCAGGUCAACCGUUAAUAUAUAACGCCACGAUAACAUCUGUUAACCGAUCAGGUCAUGGUUCACGUGGACCAUAUACCAGUCUUGGUCCAGGUCAUUUUCGUAUAGCUGGAAAAGCACCAUUAGCUUACGAUACUACCUCUGUUGGAACUACAAGCCCAGUUCAAACACCUAGACCAACUAUGCAAGAUGCAUUACAAUUUUCAUUUGAAAAUGAUCGUGUACAACGUAAUUCACUGUUGAUUUCAUCAAAUCAAAAUGAAAAACCAUUGAAACCUGUACUGUUCGAAGAUGAAGUGAUCAAUAAAUCCUCGAGAUCAUGUUUUACAUCAUGUCUCCAAUGGAUUUCAUCAUUUUUCCGGAGAUUAUUUGGUCGUAGCGAUGAAUCGAUGAAAUCUAGGAAAUCUGGCAAUCUUGGACAAGAUCCAGGUGGGAUUAAAGGACCUAAAGAGUUUGCAACGCUUCGAGCAAUGGCCGCUUUAGCUGCAGCGACAGCAGCAACAGCUGUAGCCGAUCCAACAAAAGCUGCUCAGGGAGAUUUGCUUCUUCCUCCAGGUUUCCUUGAUCCAGUAAGAAUGUUACACCUAGACCAUACAGAUACUGCUACAGAAGACUAUGAAGAACAGACGAAAUCAAUACAGUUGGAUCGUCCAGCUAGAGAACUUUUAAUCUGGUCAAUUUUAGUCGGUAAACUACGUAUGGCUGAAUUAUUUUGGACAAUGGAAAAAGAACCUAUAGCAGCAGCUUUACUAGCCUCAAUACUUUUAACAUCUUUGGGGAAUAAAACAGAUGACUUUACAGAUAAAGAAGAUUAUAGAAGCUUUGCAAAGAAUUUUCAAGAACGUGCAGAAGGUGUAUUGAAUGAAUGUUAUCGAGAGGAUGAACAUCGUACACAGUUGAUCAUUAAUCAUGAAUUAAUCUACUACGGUCGUAGUUCAGUGAUUAAAUUAGCUGCUGAAGGACAAAGUAUUAAAUUUAUGGCCCAUCCAUGCUGUCAAGAUUUCCUUACCAAUACAUGGAGUGGUAAUCUGUCAACAAAGAAUAGUGUAUUUCGGUAUUUUCUGGGAAUCGUUUGUGGUUUGACAUUACCAUUUCUAAUCCCUAAAAUCAUCUUAUCCAAACCAAAAUCUGGUCAUACAGUUGAAGGAGAGGAAUCCGUUGCUGCUUCUGAACAUCAUGCCUCUGCACAUGAUCAUAUUUCAACAUAUACAAAUGUAGAAGAUGCUGGUAAAAAAGGUGUACGUAAAACACUUAAAGUUAGAACAUUAGAAUUUAUUUCACAGAUUCGUGAUUUCUAUAUGGCACCUGUUAUUCGUUUUGUGUAUAAUACUCUUUCUUAUAUGACAUUUCUCAUCUUGUUCAGUUAUCUUUUACUGGUGGAUUUCAGGAUCAAUAUAACAGUUGUUGAAUAUAUUGUCAUUGCAUGGGUAAUCACACUGUUCAUAGAAGAAAUUAAACAGAUUGCUUGGGCUGUAUUAUCCGGUAUCAGUUUUAGAACGUAUAUUUCAGAUGGUUGGAAUAAAUUAGAUUGUGUUGGUUUAGCCCUAUACAUUGUUGGUUUUAUAUUACGAUUAAUUGUUCUACUACGUUUGGGUGGAGGAGAAAAUAUCGACUUUGAACAUGAACGUUAUUAUAUUGUAACAGAUCCUAUUCUAGAUCCAUCAAGGAUAUGUCUUGCAAUCAGUUUAUUCACCUUCUAUAUCCGUUUAAUGUAUACAUUCAGUUUUCAUAUUGCAUUAGGACCGAAAUUGAUUAUGAUUGGAAAAAUGGUGACGAAUGAUUUGAUUCCAUUCAUGAUUAUUUUAACUGUGAUUAUGGUUGGUUAUGCGGUAGCUGCUCAAUCGAUCGCCUAUCCUAAUGGUUUAUUCACUAAGGAGAACAUGACGCUGAACUCUGAGAUUAAGCAUAUGACAUUUGCAGAUAUCAUCUUUUCAAUGUAUACAACCGCGUAUUUUCAAAUGUUUGGUGAUUUCAGUUUAGAUGCAUUACAAGGAGAAGAUCGUACAUGUCAGAAUCAUAUGUGUCCUACAAAAACAUCCCGUUGGCUUGUUCCAAUUAUGCUUGGAUUCUAUGUUUUAUUAACAAAUAUACUGAUGUUCAACUUACUUAUUGCCAUGUUUUCUAAAACGUAUGAAGAAAUUGAAAGUGCAUCAACAUACUAUUGGAAUUAUCAAAGAUAUCAAAUGAUUAAUGAUUAUGUACACAGAUCACCACUUGCACCGCCUAUAAUUAUUGUAUGGCAUUUUUAUGAAGCUUAUAAAGCUAUUGGUAAUCAAUGUGCAAGUUUAAGAAAUGCAGAGACAACUAAAUAUAAUCCAUUCUGUGUACGUUUUACUGAUAUAAAAAAAGAAAGAGAAAUGGUCAAAUGGGAGCAUAUGAAAGCGAUGGACUACCUAAGAGAACCUUCAACAAAAGCUACAGGGAAACGAGGUGUAGCUGAGUCACGAGCUGUAGUAUUUCGUGGUGGCGGUGGUGUUGGUCCUGGUCAAGGACCAGUUAUGGAUUUAAAAAGUGAAAUGUCCAGUGUUACAGAGGGGAUUGGUAUGGAGUUAGAAAAACGUUUCAAAGAAAUAGACAAUCAAUUUCAACGAUUCAAUGAUGUUGACUCACGACUGAAUGAUGUAACCCAAUUACUCACUAAUUUAUCUGAAGUUAUCAGUAAUAUGACAGAAACUCAACAACGAGUAAGUUGA
Molecule: messenger RNA, 3297 nt
Organism: Trichobilharzia szidati
Lineage: Eukaryota; Metazoa; Platyhelminthes; Trematoda; Strigeidida; Schistosomatidae
Source: the annotation of a GenBank genome assembly